Linderina pennispora is the source of this 948-nucleotide messenger RNA. RefSeq lists its product as uncharacterized. Gene Ontology annotation, molecular function: GTP cyclohydrolase II activity. The record is from RefSeq and is a predicted model, not a curated record. NCBI's taxonomy places the organism in Eukaryota, Fungi, Kickxellomycota, Kickxellomycetes, Kickxellales, Kickxellaceae. Bases 1 to 948 code for a protein of 315 amino acids. Gene Ontology annotation, biological process: riboflavin biosynthetic process. The transcript has a single exon.
AUGGCAUAUGCAGCAGCCCAAGGCACCAGCGUGGUUGCCCACAGGGAGUCCAAGGAGGACGUGGGUGUUGAAUGCAAGGUGCGGGCACGGAUCCCGUAUCCAGGCGGGCACUUUUACCUGCACCUGUUCCACAACAGCGAGGACAAUAAGGAGCACCUAGCGAUCGUGUUCGGAGACGACGUCCGCAGUGCCUCGCUGGAGUCCGUCCAGGACGGCGAGAGCGAGAUGGACCGCAAGAUCCGCGGCGCCAGCACAGGUGCCGAGCGGCAGGCUAUCAGCAAGGCGAUCGCCCGCAGAAACACGGCGGGUGCCUCGGAGCCGCUGCAGCAUCCGGCAUUUGAGCCGGACGCCGAGGAUGCGUUCGGGUCGAGCCGCGUGCCAAUCGUUGAUGCGCCGCUGGUACGCAUCCACUCCGAGUGCUUUACGGGCGAAACCGUGUCAAGCGUGCGGUGCGACUGCGGGUACCAGCUGGCCGAGGCCAUGCGGCUGAUCCAGCAAGAAGGCCGCGGCGCCAUCGUCUAUUUGCGCCAGGAGGGCCGCGGCAUUGGCCUGAUGGAGAAGCUCAAGGCAUAUAACCUGCAGGACAUGGGCCACGACACCGUUGACGCCAACCUGCUGCUGAACCACCCCGCCGACGCCCGCACAUACGGGUCCGCCCGGGCCAUCUUGGCUGACCUGGGCAUCAGCAAGCUGAGGCUGCUGACCAACAAUACCGACAAGAUCCGCCAGCUGCGCGGCAACAAGAGCGAUCUGGACAUUGUUUGCCAUGUGCCCAUGUACCCGCGGUGGUGGGACGAGGAUGUUGAGGAUGAGUCGUCGUAUUCGCGGCACCUGGCACUCAAGAAGGAUGUUAUGCGGGAGGCUGAUCGGUAUUUGAAAACCAAGGCGGAGCGCAUGGGCCAUAUGCUGUCGCUAGAGAGCCACCAUGCUGCGCACCAAACUGGUUAG